GAUGCAGGUAUAGUCUGGCUGGAGGUGGAGAGGGAGGCGCAGUAACUGCUGUCCGGUGGGACGCACAGACCUGGAGAGAGUGUGUAGCGGUGCUGGUGGUUUUCUGUCGCUCCACCUUUAACAAGCCUCAUCUCAUUCCCAACGGGGACGCAGGUGUGUAGCCUCUUUCCUUCUCCCACCUCCGACCUACUAUCACCUAUCUCAGUUUUCCACGCGCCGGAGCAGGAAGAAUAACAUCACGUUCAAUGAAUCGAGGCGCGCCUCCUUUGUGCGCCGCGUGUUGCACCCGCCGUGGGUCUGGAGUCCGCACGGAUGGCUUAAACCACACCACAUUCGCUCCAUAAACACAAGACCCAUUGAUCACCAUGGCUGACCAGGGAGGAGACCAAGAUACCCACACUUCAUGCAGGGAUUAUAUACCCUCUGUGGUCUGAGGAUGAGAUCCCUGAUGAGGAGCUGGAGAGCAUCGCUGGUACAGUAUGUUUCUUACCACGGCACCACCCCUCCGGCGAGGGAGCACACCCCUGCCCAUCAAACACCAGCUGCGGAGGGAAGAGGCCGUAUCUGACGACUGCGAUUGGAUCCCAGGCUUGGAGGAGCCUACCGUGUUGCCUAUUAGCGACACUGCGGUGCCUCGGGAUGAAUCUUUCAGCCAGUCGGCAGCUGGACAGCCAGCUUAUCACAGCCACGGCGGGGCACUGAGGAUAGUUCUACUGGGGCAGAACGGCGUGGGAAAGUCAUCGCUCGCCUUAUCCCUGGCUGGACAGUCGGACAGAUCCCUCUCUGUAGACUCUGAGACACAAGCCUGCGGUGAGGGCUACGAGAGCACAGUGACUGUAGACGACGAGGACAGCAAAGUCAUUAUCUACGACAACUGGAAACAGGACCUGUCCACUCUGCAGUGUGACGUGUGUAUCUUGGUGUUCUCAGUGACCGACAGGAGAAGUUUCCACCGCACCGCCCAGCUCCGCCUCCUCCUCAGGGAGUCCCAGCCACAGAUGCCAAUCAUCCUGGUGGGCAACAAGAGUGACCUCGUCCGUUCCCGUGAAAUCAGUUCAGAUGAGGCCCAGUCCAGCGCCAUGAUGUUCGACUGUCUCUACCUAGAAGUCUCUGCCUCUUUGGACCACGGCACCAACGAGCUGCUGGAAGCGGCUGUGCGGACUGCCAGAGGGGACUGCAUGGGCCCGGGCUGGACAGACGGUGAUCCAGGGUCAGGGCGCAGGGAGAGCCUAACAAGCCGUGCCAAGCGCUUCUUGGCUGGCUUGGUGCCACGCUCAUACGGCAGAGACCGGGACCGGGAUCGAGGCCGCUACAGGGAAAUGAGCCGCCACCGGGGGAGCAAGAUCUUCCGUCAGAAAUCUCGCUCCUGCCAUGACCUCAGCGCACUGUGACACACACAAAUGCAAACACACAGGGAGAGAAACACACUCCACAUGAACACAAACACACAACAGACAGACACAGGAGAAAAAGAGCAAAAGAUAAAGGAGGCUAAUCGAUAGAAGAUGAUGGACAAGAUGCUCAAGAGAGAUUUUUAAAAGAUGGGAAGCUGGCUGUGGCAGAUAAAGGCCAAGGGUGGGGGAAAAUGAAGAAAAAGUGAUGGAGAAAAAGAAAAAGGAUAGAUCUGACAGCCUGGAUUGCUGUGAACGCAUCAGAGAGACAGACGGAGGGACAGAUAAGGAGGCGGGGUUGAUUUGCAGCUCCGGUGAAUCAUCCAGCACUCGUUACCUGAGGAGGUCAGGGGAAAGAAAAUCAGCUGGAGCUGAUUUCACGCUUAAUGAGGGGGAGGACGGUGUCACAAAUGAAACACACACACAAAUAGCACGCACUAAAAAUGUAGAGACUGAUAGCAACUUAAAGUAAACCUGUUAUAGACUCUGUUUUAUAGCAUGCAGGUAGAAUAAUGUAGACAUGACCCUGUAGGUUUUGCAGUCCUUGAAUUAAAGUACCUCAGUGGCUGAUAGCUAAUGCACAAUCUUGCUAGUGUUUCGAGGAAUGCCAUCCCAAAGGCAGGACUAUUUACUUCAAAAGACUGGUCCACGCUCCAUCCAUCUUUUGUGUUUGACUUUUUGAAGGAGUGCUUGAUAAAGGAAGCACCAAUAGUAUUUCAUGUGUUCAUCUGAGACUUUUCUACAAGGUUAAAACAUCAGCACUCAAGCCAUAUAUCUGCUGAAUGUGCCAUGAGCAUCAGCACAGCAAACCCUUUACUGCAGCGGGGAACAACGGAUAAAAAUACGGACAGUAGGGCAGGACUCUCUUCUUCACACAAAGCUGAGUCAGAGGCCACAGGGAUGCUGCCGGAGCACAGGACGACAAACAAAACAAAACAAAACAACACUAAUCUACCUGUGGCUGAUGUCACCUUCUCUAUUUUUCAUUUUAACUGCUGGAAUUGUUUCAUGUAACCACACUGACUUCUGUGGAGGUUGGCCAAACAGGUGAUUCAAGGAGAGAACGUUCUGGAAAUGCUGAUCAGGUAUUUUACCAAGCCUGCUGUCAUCACUCAUGCAUCCUCUGUUGUUUGAUACCGUCCACUGAACACUCUCAUGUUUCCCACUGAGAAUAAAGAGUUUGGUUUGA
Messenger RNA from Nothobranchius furzeri (turquoise killifish), 2580 nucleotides. RefSeq names its product RAS (RAD and GEM)-like GTP binding 2 (gene rem2). The record is from RefSeq and is a predicted model, not a curated record. Gene Ontology annotation, molecular function: GTP binding; GTPase activity; calcium channel regulator activity. Lineage: Eukaryota; Metazoa; Chordata; Actinopteri; Cyprinodontiformes; Nothobranchiidae. Gene Ontology annotation, cellular component: plasma membrane.